Molecule: messenger RNA, 968 nt
Organism: Elaeis guineensis (African oil palm)
Lineage: Eukaryota; Viridiplantae; Streptophyta; Magnoliopsida; Arecales; Arecaceae
Product: CCG-binding protein 1
Biological process (GO): pollen tube guidance
Cellular component (GO): nucleus; cytosol
Molecular function (GO): mediator complex binding
Source: RefSeq, a predicted model, not a curated record
CGCUCGCAGUCCUUAUCCGUUUUAGCCCACUGUUCCCGCUAUCCGUGUAUAUAGUUCCAAGCCUUGCUUACGCAAAACCAGAAAAAGGGGUAGAAGGGGGAGGGCGAGCGGAAGGAGAGAGAAAUGCUGAGAUCCGUUGCUAUCCGAGUUCCAUCUUCCUCUUUUGCUGCGAGAUUUCUAGUGGAGACCGACGCCGUCGAUCUUUCGCAGGCUCGGCCGCGGAGAUCGAGCGUGGGGUGCAACGCGCAGAGGAGCGACGCCUCCAUCCCCAAGCUCGAGCCCUUCAGCAGGAGCCGGAUCGACAGGCUGAUCAAGGAGCCUUCUUUCUUGCAGAAAUGCGAGAACGACCUCACAGAUUACUGCUCAACACUUGAAGGCGAUGAGUCCUACAGCUGUUGGAGGGCCUACUUCGAACUUAAAGAUCUCGAGAAGGAGAUGCCAAAAGAAGAUGUGGAGAAGCUGGUGAGGCAAGCUGGUGGAGUGAAGUCCCUAAUCGACUGUUUACAUGGGAUCACAGCAAUGCAGAAGAAGAAAGAUAAAGAAGUCCGAAAUCCCACAUCAUUAAAAUCAGAGACACAAAGGGAAAGACCUUUCCCUGUGCCUGAUGGACUACCCAAGACCGCUGAAGAGCUGGAAGAAGAAGAAAAAGCUAGAAUGCCGGACUCUCCUUUCACCAGGCUUCUUAGAAGGAGGGGUAGACUUCCUGCAUGGUAUACACAACCCCCAGAUCAUGAAACCGAUUGAAGUGUUCCUUGUGUUAGUGACUGAAUCAUUGUAUAUAAACUUGUCCAUGUAUAUGUUUUUGCCUCUUAAAGUUGGGGUCCUUGUGGGUCUAGAGAGGUAGUGAGUAUAUAUUUUUCAUGUGAAGUGCUCAGAAAACCAGGUAAUAUUUUGUUUUCUGUAUAAAGGCUACCUUAUCUGGCUAAUAUGAAUUUAUUUUGGUGCGCAACUCUACAGCUGCGGAUUCA